Messenger RNA from Erigeron canadensis, 1026 nucleotides. RefSeq names its product probable carbohydrate esterase At4g34215. The record is from RefSeq and is a predicted model, not a curated record. The coding region runs from base 84 to 845 and encodes 253 amino acids. NCBI's taxonomy places the organism in Eukaryota, Viridiplantae, Streptophyta, Magnoliopsida, Asterales, Asteraceae. The transcript is spliced from 2 exons.
UAAAAUGAAAAAGCUCAAAAAUAUCUUCUUUUAGAACCAUCAAAUCCUUUCUUUAUCAAAUAGACAAAUUUAAAAAAAAAAAAAUGGGAAUAUCAAGCUCGGCCCAGAAAGAUGGCCAACCAACCACCACCACGACAACCAAAAAACAGAUCUUCAUAUUAUCCGGUCAAAGCAACAUGGCAGGCCGUGGUGGUGUGAAAAACAAACACUGGGACAAAGUCGUCCCAGAUGACUGCAAACCCGAUCCAUCAACAAUCCAUCGUCUAAACGCAAAUCUUAUAUGGGAAACAGCCCAAGAGCCACUUCAUGCGGAUAUAGACACAAGAAAAAUAUGUGGAAUUGGUCCAGGAAUGUCAUUUGCCAAUGCAAUUAAGGAUUAUAUUGUUGGAGUUAUAGAUCUUGUCCCAUGUGCUGUCGGUGGGACUGCUAUUAAAGAAUGGGCCAAAGGUCAGAAGUUGUAUGAAGAUAUGGUUAGGAGAGCUAAGGCUGCUGUGAAAAGUGGUGGUGAGAUUAAGUGUUUGCUUUGGUAUCAAGGAGAAAGUGAUACGGAUAGUCUUCAUGUUGCCAAUUGUUAUAAGUUGGAUAUGGAAAAUUUUGUACAUAAUGUUCGGGCUGAUCUUGGAUUACCUGAUCUGCCUAUUAUUCAGGUAGCAAUUGCAUCUGGUACGGAUGCAAAAUGCAUUGAGGUGGUUAGAGAAGCACAAAAGGCGAUCGAUCUACCCAAUGUAGUGUGUGUGGAUGCAAAGGGAUUGGAACUGAAAGAAGACAACCUGCAUUUGACGACUGAGGCUCAGGUUCAGCUUGGUCAUAUGUUGGCCGACGCAUAUCUAGCUCAUUUUGGGUAGGGAGUUCGUCUUGUUAAUAACCCAUUGGAUAGGGAGCUUGUCGCUAGUGGGUUGAUGUUGUGUAUGUGAUUGAGAUUAUUGGAGUUACAAUAGUCUUCAUUUUUCGGUCUUUGCAUAAUGAGAUUUAUUGCUUUUUUUUCCCCAUAUAUAUGGUCAAUCAGGAAAAGUGUUUGGAUGUGUA